Molecule: messenger RNA, 1541 nt
Organism: Aplosporella prunicola CBS 121167
Lineage: Eukaryota; Fungi; Ascomycota; Dothideomycetes; Botryosphaeriales; Aplosporellaceae
Exons: 3
Coding region: 122-1456 (444 amino acids)
Biological process (GO): retrograde vesicle-mediated transport, Golgi to endoplasmic reticulum
Cellular component (GO): SNARE complex; endoplasmic reticulum
Molecular function (GO): SNAP receptor activity
Source: RefSeq, a predicted model, not a curated record
CACUCUUCCAAGGGCAUUGGAUACUAAACCCCACCUAACAUCGCGCGCCUGAAAUACCGGACCUGGCCAUACAACACCACACCCAUCCAAGUGCGCAUCCGCGCGCCCUGCUCUCGACAAAAUGAUAACGACGCAAGCCCUUUCCACGCGCCUGACGCAGCUUUCCGACGCCAACAAGCAGACGGUGCAGCUCAUCCAGCGGCUCGCGAAGCUCCAGUUCCAGCCAGGCUCCACGCCGCUCGACGCCCAAGACGAGGGGGACGUCCGAGUGGAGCUCGGCUCAGAGAUCCACGAGGGCCUGAAGCAGCAGGAUGAGGAGCUCGAGUUUCUGCGCCAGGAAGUCGAGGAGCUCACGGCUUCGAGCGUGAAGCGAAAGGACAACAGCGAGCGCGAGCGCGAGAAGAGCCGGCUGAACAUACAGAUUGCGCGCCUAGGGGAAGACCUAAAGCACGCACGCAGCCAUUUCCGCCGCGCCCAACUCUCCGCGAAAAAGAACGCCGAAGCCGCCAAGCAGAAGGAGCGCGAACUCCUCUUCGCCGGCAUCCAAGAAGGCAACAGCACGCCGACGAGCAGCAGCCGCGCACGCCGCCGCCAAGACAAAGAGCUAACACAAGACGAGAUCGUCGGCCAAGCCUCCAGCGACGUGACGCUCGCGCUGCGCCGAACGCACCAGCUCAUGACGAGCGAGCUGUCGCGCUCGCGCUUCGCCCAAGAAACCCUCGACCAGUCGACGGCCGCGCUCGCGGACCUCGGCGAGCGCUACACCGACCUCAACACACUGCUCGCCAGCUCAAAAACCCUGCUUUCCUCGCUGCUUAGGUCCCAGAAGAGCGAUACCUGGUAUCUUGAGACGACGUUCUACAUCCUCCUCACCACCAUCGCCUGGCUGCUGUACCGGCGCUUCCUCUACGGCCCGCUGUGGUGGUUCCUCUGGCUGCCCCUCAAACUCGCUUAUAGGGCGCUUUUCGCCGUUCUUGCGGCUAUAGGCCUGUCUGGCGGUGCUGGCAGUGCCGGCGGUGCCUCCCUAUCAGUUCCCUCCCUCGCAGCAACACAGUCCCCAACAAGUCACCUCAUCACAUCAAGCAGCAGCAGUAGCAGCACCGCUAGCCAACAACAGCAAAGCUCUAUCGAAGGCGACGACCCCAGCCCCACCGCCAGUCUAAGCCAGCAAGUCGGACAGAUGGCCGAGCAAGACCAGCAACGCGCGCAGGAAGCGCACAAGGGGGAGGUGGAGGGAGUUGUGGAAGAGGAGGCGGUGGCGAUAGAUGGAGUGGAAAGGGAAAGGGGAGAAGACGCGCAGACGAGGGGCGACGGCGUGCCCCUGUCCAAGUCGGACAAGCCGCGGAAUGCGAAGAAGCGAAUGUGGGAGGAGGAUGUGGAGGGGGCGAGGUACGAGCAACAGCGGCAGCAGCAGCAGGAGCAGAAGCAACAGCGGAGGGAGAGGGACGAGCUGUAGAGUCCCUCUACUUCCUGUCUGCCUACCUACCUAUAUAAUAAACCUAGGUAUUGUAUUGUAUUUGUAUUGUAUUGCCUCUUCCUCC